CACAAAAUAUCUUUACUUUCUGUUUGUCAGGGAAACAUGAUCAGCUUUCGUUUAAUCAUGUAAUACUGAAUUAACAACAAACAAAACAUGUCUUUGUUCAUCCUUUGGAGUGGAAGAACUAGAUAAAGUCGACUUGAAUCAUUGAAAACAUCUAGUACGUCGUAUAGAAGUAAAAACCCCUUGAGAACAGUAAAUUAAUGACAACACUACAACAUGAAUGACGAGGAUAGAAGAAAAUUACAGACCAGUCGUUCAUUUCUUGUGAAGAAUAUAGAAAAUAUAGAGGAUAUAAAUGAAGAGUUAUAUACACGUGAGGUGUUCACUGAUGGAAUGAAAGCAGAUGUUGAGGUCCAAGACACAAAGGAGAAAAAAGUAAGGAAAUUUUUAGAUAUACUUCCACGAAGAGGACCUGAUGCAUUCGAAAUUUUUCUAGAUGUACUGAAUCAAACCAAGAAUAAACAUGUUUAUGAUAGAUUAAUCACUGGAUCUUCUGGUGCUACUUAUCAAAGAUCAUAUAUUGCACAGCCGAUAAAUCUUCCCACUAUAGGGGGAGAUAACCAAUUGCCAGAAACAUGGCCAGAUGAAAGAAGUAUUUUAGAGGCAUCCCAAUGUAAAAUAAAACCCCAUGAUCCUUCACUGAUGCAGCACACAGUCUCUGGAAGGGCAUAUCAAAUGAAGAGAAAUCCAAGAGGCAGAGCUGUGAUUAUAAACAAUAAAAUAUUCCAUGGACCAGUUCAAAAGAUCGAUGGUAAAAACCGAGUGAUGUUAGCCAUGAGGGAGGGCACUGAUGAAGACGUUCAAGGAUUACAUAAACUGUUUACAGAUCUACAUUUUCAUGUAAAAAUUCACAAAGAUAAAAAUGCUCAGAAAAUAGUUGACAUUCUACAAGAAGAAGCAAAUGAUGUAGCGUUCCACAGAAAUGCUGAUUGUUUUAUUCUGAUCAUUCUGACCCACGGAAAACAAAAUGCUAUAUAUGGUAGUGAUGGGAAGACUGUUGAAAUAAGAGAUAUCAAAGACAUGUUUAAUGCAAGAAAUUUUCACUGUAUGGAGAAUAAGCCAAAACUGUUCUUUAUUCAGGCCUGUAGAGGGGAGGAAUACGAUGGGGGAAGAAAUAAGACUGUUCCUGAUGCAUCAAGUACUGAUUGUGCAAUGUCCGGAAAUGUGGUCAAUCUGGCAUUAGAAAGAACUAGACUUGACUUUGAAAGAAUUUCCGUAGAGAAAGCCAAUGAUACAGAUGCAACCGUGGAGAAAAGUAUCGCAACUGAUUCACAUCGGCUAGUUGCUAUGGCAACAACGAUGGACAUGGUGUCCUUUAGAAACAGAAUUCUAGGCUCCUGGUUCAUGCAGGCAGUUAUCUAUGUUUUCAGAAAGUGUUCACAUAAUGAAGACAUUCUCUCCAUGUUAUCAGAUGUUAACCAUUUAGUUAGUCUAGGAAGAGCCAAGGAUAGGGAGAACAGGGAUGCAGUUGCUGUGUCAGAGUUUGAAUCAACAUUAUCAAAACGUUUUUAUUUUUUCCCACACCAGUGUGAAACAGUGCCGAUACAGGCAUCAACUUCAUGAGGUCAAUCAGUUUUAAAUACAUGUAGUUGUUAACUUAGAAUCAUGGAUUAUUUAUAUUUUAAAAGUUUUCAUGUACUUCUUAUGAUUGUACCAAACUCAAUUACCAAAACAAAAUAAUUACUGUGGAUUCAUUUUUUUUCCUUGGGUACUAAUAUUCAUGGAUUUUUAUGGGUGAAGAUGAACUAUAAAUUUAAAUAUUAAGGAUGUUCGCUCCUCCUCAUUUUUGAAUUUUUGUCAGAUAUUCAGAAUCCUCUGGUUUUAUCCAUGUAGUGUCAUUAAAAACAUUGCCCUCUAACCCCUACUUUUCUUUUCAUAAUUUGAUUACAUAUAGUUUAUAAUGCCAUCUUUGAAAAUCUUUUCAAAUCCUUGUUAUUUUUUCAUAGUUUUUGAAAGAAAAAAGGUGCCAAUGUAAUAUGUAUGAAAAAUCUAGAGAGAAUCAUUUCCCGUCAAAUUUUGAAUGGCUUGUAUCUCCAAAACAAGCACACGAACCCUUCAUUUUUUUCUACUUUUAUAGUUCCUUUAUUUAUAUACUAUCAAUUUAAAACGGUCUUUUAAAAAUUUAUUAUUUUAAAACAGAGUAGCGAACAUCCUUAAAUGAAUAUAAACUUCUGAAAGGCUUGUAUACAAAAUUUGUGAAAACCUAGAAAUCAAGAAUCCACAGAAAUACUCCUUUUUCAGAAUCCACAAUAACUAAAUGAAUCCACAGUACAUUGAGAAAUAAAAAACUUUCAAAAUAGUGAAAUUUGUAAAAUUAAAGAGGAAAAACAGAUUCUACCACAACUCCUGUUAUUGAAAUGUAAUGUCAAUUUGUUUUCCUUAUUUGAAAUGUGAGGCUUGCCAAGUUAAAAAAAAAUCAUAAGGAAAAUUCUACAAAUGUUAAGGCCAUGCAAAAAAGAUGGUAGGUUUCCCCUAACUCAACCGGGUCUGUUUUUAACCUCCGGGUCAAUUCUUUUAAUUACUAGAUGAAAAAAAGAGCAAAACUCUCUUUUAAGACAAUUAUCAAUGACGCUUUGAUUGUCGGAUAAUUUCUUGUAAAAGUUCCAUUUGUCAUUCUUAUAGUUUAAAAUAGCUUAUAUCACAAUAUAGAUCACGAUAUAAUGUCAAACAAGUUUUUUUUUCAAAAAAUUUGUUUGUCAGUGGUUUAAAAAAAUAAUCUCUGUAGAGCGAAACUGUAUGUGCCACAUUUGAAUUUCAAAUUUUAGAAAAUAAAAUAAAAUCAAAAUUUUUUCCUGCCUGCCUACCCUUAAAUGUUUUCUUGUGUUAGGGGAAACCAACAUUCAAUUUUCAAUGGCCUAACUCCUAUACUCACUAUAAUAGUUGGACAAAAUGUUGGGUAGAUGUGUAUCCUUUCCAAUUUGUCUUUAAUUUUAAUUGAUUUACCACUUCAAACAUGACAUUGUUGUGGGUAGCAGUCUAUUCAUAGCAGGGGUUUCUGGUCACUAGUGGUUCUAAAACAUUCUGGUGAUAUUUCAGCCUGACUACUUGAAAGUUGUUUUGAAUGCAUUAAUGUCAAGUUUUUUUUUUUAUUUGAAAAUGAGUUAUUUAUGUAAAUAUGUAAACAAAAUUGUCUAACAGGUUCCAGUCAUCCUGUCCUUACUUGUUCCAUAAUUUCUCAUUAUUUUUUCAAUAACUACAAUAAGUUCUUUAAUUAAAAUGAAGAAAAUAAUGUGAUUAGCGUAUUACAAUUACAGAAUGGUUUUGUUUUGUUUUAUUGUUAAGAAAAACUUGUCUAUAUAAGGGGAGAUAACACGAUAAUUUUUCUAAAAAAAUAAAUGUUUUGUUUUGUAGCAAGAAGAACCCAAUUUUUAUUUUUGAAUUGUAAAAUUAUCAUUUAUUAAGUCUCCCAAACGAAGUUUGGGAAGACUUAUUGUUUUUGCUCAGUUCUUAUUAUUAUUAUUAUUAUUCUUCUUCUUCUUCUUCUUCUUCUUCUUCUUCCGCCGCUUUUAAAUUUGAACUUGUCCGCACCCGUUCUCCAAAACCGCUUGUCAGAUUAACUUAGGGUUUCACAAUAUGUUAGACUAACAUGUCUAGUGGUGCAAUCAGGGUUUUGUUUGUGCAAUGGGGUUUAUAAAGGGGUACUUUGAGGGGCAAAAAGAAAAGAGGGUUUUACUAUAGAACCCUAUGGGAUUUUAUUUUAAAAAAUUUUCAAAUGAUUAUAAAUUGAAAACCGUUUGUGAUAGACACAAUCUUUUUAAUUGAAAAUGUUCUAAAUGAUAAAGCCCAUUAAAUGAAAUACAGGGUUAGUCCCCAGGGGUCACCCCCACCCCCUGCCAUUUAAGAAAGUUCUAAUACCUUGUAAGUGGUCAAGAUCCCCACCCCUAAACCAUAUAUAUUCUGGUUUGUCAUGCUAAGAUGGUUUGAAUGAUAUACAGGGUUAGUCCCCAGGGGUCAUCCCGACCCCCUGCCAUUUGAGAAAGUUCUAAUAUCUUGUUAAUGGUCGAGAUCCCCACCCCUAAACCAUAUAUAUUCUGGUUUGUCAUGAUAAAGCACAUCAAAUGUAAUACAGGGUUAGUCCCCAGGGGUCACCCCCACCCCCUGCCAUUUAAGAAAGUUCUAAUAUCUUCUAAGUGGUCAAGAUCCCCACCCCUAAACCAUAUAUAUUCUGGUUUGUCAUGCUAAGAUGGUUUGAAUGAUAUACAGGGUUAGUCCCCAGGGGUCAUCCCGACCCCCUGCCAUUUGAGAAAGUUCGAAUAUCUUGUAAAUGGUCGAGAUCCCACCCCUAAACCAUAUAUAUUCUGGUUUGUCAUGAUAAAGCACAUCAAAUGAAAUACAGGGUUAUUCCCCAGGGGUCACCCCACCCCCUGCCAUUUAAGAAAGUUCUAAUACCUUGUAAGUGGUCAAGAUCCCCACCCCUAAACCAUAUAUAUUCUGGUUUGUCAUGCUGAGAUGGUUUGAAUGAUAUACAGGGUUAGUCCCCAGGGGUCAUCCCGACCCCCUGCCAUUUGAGAAAGUUCUAAUAUCUUGUAAAUGGUUGAGAUCCCCACCCCUAAACCAUAUAUAUUCUGGUUUGUCAUGAUAAAGCACAUCAAAUGAAAUACAGGGUUAGUCCCCAGGGGUCACCCCCACCCCCUGCCAUUAAAGAAAGUUCUAAUAUCUUCUAAGUGGUCAAGAUCCCCACCCAUAAACCAUAUAUAUUCUGGUUUGUCAUGCUAAGAUGGUUUGAAUGAUAUACAGGGUUAGUCCCCAGGGGUCAUCCCGCCCCCCUGCCAUUUGAGAAAGUUCUAAUAUCUUGUAAAUGGUUGAGAUCCCCACCCCUAAACCAUAUAUAUUCUGGUUUGUCAUGAUAAAGCACAUCAAAUGAAAUACAGGGUUAGUCCCCAGGGGUCAUCCCGACCCCCUGCCAUUUGAGAAAGUUCUAAUAUCUUGUAAAUGGUCGAGAUCCCCACCCCUAAACCAUAUAUAUUCCUAUUUGUCAUGUCUCGAACAUUUGAAUGACGUAUACGGUCAGUCCCCAGGGGUUCCCCCCACCCCCAAUGUUCUUAUAUCUUGUAAAUGGUUGAGAUCCCCACCCCUAAACCAUAUAUAUUCCUGUUCCUCAUGUAAUGAACAUUUGAAUGACGUAUAGGGCCAGUCCCCAGGGGUUCCUCCCCACCAACAAUGUUCUAGUAUCUUGUAAAUGGUCGAGAUCCCCACCCCUAAACCAUAUAUAUUCUGGUUUGUCAUGCCAAGAUGAUUUGAAUGAUAUACAAGGUUAGUCCCCAGGCAUCACUAAUGCAUAUAACUUUACUGGACCAAACCAAUUUUCACUGGAUGUGGCCCAAUGUCAGGCGACCCUGGGAAUUACGAAUUAUGGGAGCUUCGUUUGGGAGACUUCGUAACAGCAUCCUGUUACAAUCAUUUCUUGUUUUUAAUUCAAUCAGUCUCUUUUUCUAUUCACAUAAAAGUGGUUUUUCCAUGAAUAAUCCAGAGUUGGCAAAGUAUGGGUCCUGGUUUUCCCAGGCUGGGCAAUACUCCCAGAAAUGGGUAAUACAGGGCAAUAUGAUUUUUUGAGCUUAUUUUUCAUGUUUUUACACAGAAUACUAAAGAAAUGUUUUACUUUUAUAGUAUCAUAGCUAAUUAUAUACAUUUUAUACAGAUGAUCAUUGAGAGUCAUUUUCAGAGGAUUUAAAAUUCAAUUUCUUUCUCUUCUCCUAUAAUUCUAUGCAGGCAGAAUACAAUUAAGUUUUGUUCAUUUUUGGAUACCUUGUUUAUAACCAAACUUUGUUUCAAUAACCCAAACUUUGAAAAGUAUACCUUUUUGUGCAGUGUAUGAGUGAAUUGUAACUUUUAAUUGUUAUACAAUCAUAUUGCUAAAUAAACACCAUAAGGGACAUGUUAUGAACAAUUGUAUAAAUGAAAAGGCAGAUUAUUGUUAGGUAAACAAAUCUCCGGUAUAAUCCGAAUAAUUACUAUUGGAUUAGUGAUGUACAUAUAAGUAUGCUAAAACUAAGUAAAUUUUGUUUAGCAGUGAUAAAAAAAGAAUGAAAAGUCAUUUCCUUACAUACAAUUAAUUGUUUAUUCUUAAUAAUACAUGUAUUAAAAAAAAAAAAAUUGAAUUGGUUGGUUGGCUUCUUGUUAAGAGUUUGAUCAAUUUAUACAGAAUGGCCAUUUAAUAGAUUGUUAGUAAGAUUAUUAAGAAAGCUUUUCACAUUUUUCAAUACGUCCUCAUGUACUGCUUAAGAGUUUCUGGACCAAUACUUUCUCAGAUUUAUACACUUUAUAAUAAGAGUCUCAAACAAGUGAACUUAUGAAUUAAAUUAAAAGACUAUGUCUUAUUUAUAUCGAUCUUGCAUUUGUGAUUAAUCACUGAAUCCUCUUUGCGAAUCAGGCCAGUAUUUCACAUUACCCAGUAUUACCCAGUAAAACCCAGGUUUUCCCAGUUUUUCCCACUGGGCUAAGCAAUACUCAUAAAACCUGGGUUUCUGCCAACCCUGGAAUAAUCUAUGCAAAAUCUGACAAUUUUGCACAACCUGUGAACCAUUCUUUUUAAAAUUUCAUUUUGACAAGCAUUUAAAAAUUCUAUUGUUUUUUGUUUUUUUUUUAUUUUAACCUACCAUCUCCCCUUUCACAAUAUCUGAAAAAUAUUUAUUGAUUCCAUAAAAUUUGCUUGUAUCAUAAUCUUUGAGAUGAGUGCUGGGUUAAAUUAUACAUACAUGUAUAUAAAAGGAAGAGUGCUUGUUUAUAUUAGAAUUUAUUUUGUGUUCUAUGGCUCAUCGGGUGAUUUUUUUGGUUUAUUUAUUUAUUUAUUCAGUGCUAUUGAUUAUUUCUUUUAUCAUGUGCUUAUGUAUAAACUUUUACUGAGCAGUUGAAUAUAUUUUGAUCAAUUUUAGCCAUUAUGUCAGUAUGAAAUAAAGUAAAUCAUGCUAAUUAGUGAUACAAUUAGGACUAUUCUAUUCAAAGCUAUGUAGUUUGCUGGGAAAGGUAAAUUCCAUUAAAAGCAAUGUAGGUGGGCAGGAAGGACUAUUCCAUUAAAAGCAAUGUAGGUGGGAAGGAAGGACUAUUCCAUUAAAAGCAAUGUAGGUGUGAAGGAAGGACUAUUCCAUUAAAAGCAAUAUAGGUUGGCAGGAAGGACUAUUCCAUUAAAAGCAAUGUAGUUGUGAAGGAAGGACUAUUCCAUUAAAAGCUAUGUAGUUGUGAAGGAAGGACUAUUCCAUUAAAAGCUAUGUAGCUGUGAAGGAAGGACUAUUCCAUUAAAAGCUAUGUAGCUGUGAAGGAAGGACUAUUACAUUAAAAGCAAUAUAGUUGUGAAGGAAGGACUAUUCCGUUAAAAGCAAUGUAGGUGGGCAGGAAGGACUUUUCCAUUAAAAGUGAUUAAAGGUGGGGAGAAAGGGAAGUUUUGUUUUUGUACCUGUAUUAUGGGCCAUUUUAAGGUUUUAUAUUAUUUAAUGAAUGUAAAAUUGCUCACAAGAAGAAAGUUUGGAUGUUGGAGGAUUUUUGAAGACCUCUCACCUCUAUUUUAAUGACAUGUAUAAGAUAUGCCUUAGUACCUAUCAUGCUAACAUUUUGUAGUGUAGAUUUUCAAAAGUUGGCAGAUAAUAAUGACAUAGGACCAUGCUCUCCUUUCCACUCUCCAGUGGUCAAGUUCAUUUUUCAGGUUAAUUUCUAUUCCUAAGUAACCAUGUUUGAGAGUUCAUCAAUAUUUCAGAGGCUAGUUUGUUGGUAGGAGUAUAUAUCUGUCAGACUUGCGACUGACAUUAAUUCACACUUGAUUGGUAUAUCUGCCCCUAUCCAAUAUACCCUCAUUUUCCAGUUGCAGUAAAAAUUUCCGGCUUUUAUUGAGGUUGACCCACUCUGAAAAAAAUACCUUUUAUAUUUAAUGUUCAUAUGUUCCAAUUCUGUAAAAAAAAGUAAAGUAAAAAAAAUACCAAACUCCAAGAAAAAUUCAAAUCGGCAAGUCCCUUAUCAAAUGGCAAAAUCAAAAGCUCAAACACAUCAAACAAGUGGAUAGCAACUGUCAUAUUCCUGACUUGGUACAGGCAUUUCCUUAUGUAGAAAAUGGUGGAUUAAACCUGGUUUUAUAGCUAGCUAAACCUCUCACUUGUAUGACAGUGGCAUGAAUGUGCAUGAAAUAUUUGUCACUGAGUGGUAGACAAGCAACAAUAAAUCAAUCAUCUCAGUUGUCAUAGUUUUUAUUUGGUCUGUUUCUAUGAAACUGGGGGCAGUGAGACUAACAGUGUAUAUAGUGUAAGAGAUCCAACAAGAGUGCAUUAAAAUUUCACAUGUUGCUUUUGACAUUUUCCUCAGUUUUAGAGAUUUUGACCUUUGUAAAGUAUUUAAGUAUUGCAGCAGACAAAACCUGUAGUUUAUCAACUAUUGUCAUUUUUUGGUGUUUUAUUGUACAUUUUGCUUUUUUUUGUUGUUAUAUUGUAUAUUUUGUUGUUAUAACAUCUUUACUUUUUCUUUUGUAUACAUGCAUAAGAAAAAAAAACUUUCUUUUUGUAUGAAGUGGACUGGAAAGCACUAGUUUUUUUUCAGUCUCCCUGUUUAAAAGACAAGAAAUAUCUGUUGUUAAAAGAAUUUUUGUUUGUCUGAAUUUUUUCCCAUAAUAAAAAUGUGAUAUGCAAGUUUAAACUAACAUAAUGAGCAGAAGAUAUAUUGUAAGCACUGUUUUUAUGUUCUCUUUGACAAAAAAUAAGGAAAUUUUCAAAGUGUACUAAAACUUUUGUUUAUUGACUGUUUAAUAAAAUCUAUUUUUAUACAUAAUAUUUUUUUAUAUAUGCAUAUUUUAUACAACCCAAUAAAUGCUUAUAACAAAAA
Messenger RNA from Mytilus californianus (California mussel), 8796 nucleotides. RefSeq names its product caspase-7-like. Gene Ontology annotation, biological process: apoptotic process; regulation of apoptotic process; proteolysis. The transcript is spliced from 9 exons. Bases 214 to 1560 code for a protein of 448 amino acids. Gene Ontology annotation, cellular component: cytoplasm. The record is from RefSeq and is a predicted model, not a curated record. NCBI's taxonomy places the organism in Eukaryota, Metazoa, Mollusca, Bivalvia, Mytilida, Mytilidae.